AUGUACGCGCGCAGCUCCAGCAGCGCAUCGGCGCCUGCCCUGGGCUUCCAGCUUUCCGAGGACCAACUUUCGAUUCAGGAAACCACGCGCCAGUUUGUCCGCGAGGUGGUCAUCCCGGCGGCGCCGCACCAUGACAAGACGGGCGAAUACCCGGUCGAUAUUAUCAAGCAGGCCUGGGACCUGGGCCUGGUCAACUGCCACAUUCCCAGCGAGUACGGAGGUCUGGGCUUUGGCGUUUUUGACUCAGCACUGGUCUCCGAGCAGCUUGCCUACGGCUGCACUGGCAUUCAAACUGCCAUCGAGGCCAACACUCUUGCCGAGGCUCCGGUGAUUCUGGCCGCCAACGAUGCCCAGAAGAAAAAGUAUCUUGGCCGCAUGACCGAAGAGCCACUGAUGGCCGCGUACUGCGUCACCGAGCCCGGGGCCGGCUCUGACGUAGCAGGUGCCAAAACCCACGCGGUGAAGAAGGGCGACAAGUGGAUCGUCAACGGACAAAAGAUGUGGAUCACCAACGGCGGUAAGGCUAACUGGUACUUCCUUCUGGCCAAGACCGACCCAAAUGCCAACGCUGGCAAGGCAUUCACCGGAUUCAUUGUCGACGGCAACAGCCCAGGAAUCACAGUCGGGCGCAAAGAGUGGAACAUGGGGCAGCGCGCAUCUGACACGCGCGGCAUUACGUUUGAGGACGUUGAGGUUCCCGAUGAGAAUCGCCUCGGAGAGGUCGGCCAGGGGUUCAAGAUUGCAAUGGGCGCCUUUGACAUUACCCGCCCGCUGGUCGCUUCAGCGGCUGUCGGCUUGGCCCAGCGCGCCAUGGACGAGGCGUCGGCGUACGCCCUGCAGCGCAAGACCAUGGGCAAGCAGAUUAUUGAGCAUCAGGCAAUUGCUUUUAUGCUGGCCGACAUGGCCAUCCAGACCGAGGCCGCCAGAAUGAUGGUCUGGCGCUCGGCUUGGCUGCGCGACCAGAACAAGCGCAAUACCUACUAUGCGUCGAUUGCCAAGGCCCUGGCCUCGGAGACUGCCAAUAAGUGCGCCUCGGACGCGGUUCAGAUCUUUGGCGGCAACGGGUACAACACCGAGUAUCCGGUCGAGAAGUUGAUGAGAGACGCCAAGAUCUUUACGAUUUACGAGGGCACCUCGCAGAUUCAACGACUCAUUAUCUCGCGCACAAUCGCAGACAUAGCCAAGCAGAACCAAUAA
This is a messenger RNA of Kickxella alabastrina, 1197 nucleotides long. RefSeq names its product acyl-CoA dehydrogenase/oxidase. The transcript has a single exon. Gene Ontology annotation, molecular function: flavin adenine dinucleotide binding; medium-chain fatty acyl-CoA dehydrogenase activity. The record is from RefSeq and is a predicted model, not a curated record. Bases 1 to 1197 code for a protein of 398 amino acids. Lineage: Eukaryota; Fungi; Kickxellomycota; Kickxellomycetes; Kickxellales; Kickxellaceae. Gene Ontology annotation, biological process: medium-chain fatty acid catabolic process; fatty acid beta-oxidation. Gene Ontology annotation, cellular component: mitochondrion.